Molecule: messenger RNA, 6748 nt
Organism: Leptidea sinapis
Lineage: Eukaryota; Metazoa; Arthropoda; Insecta; Lepidoptera; Pieridae
Product: arrestin domain-containing protein 17-like
Exons: 8
Coding region: 154-1800 (548 amino acids)
Biological process (GO): protein transport
Cellular component (GO): cytoplasm
Source: RefSeq, a predicted model, not a curated record
AGACGGCACUACAGUCUUCUAAAAACGUCACUUUAAGGCGUUUGUCCCACCCCUGGGUUAAAUUCUCUUUGCCUAAACUAUAUUUAGCAGUUUUACUGUAGAGGACAAGCUGGCGACUAAAGGACGCUGAUUCAAUUUAACUGACUAAUCAGUAUGGGUUUUAAUGAUGGACAAAUUAUUUUAAAUAGUACCAAUGGAACAUAUUUCCCCGGUCAAACAGUACAAGCUAGAUUAGUUUUUCAACAAGAUAAAGUAAAGAAAUUUCGAGGUAUUUAUGCCAAGAUAAAGGGCAAGUGUAAAGUUCAUUGGACAACAUCUCACACUCGGAAGGGUAGGGAUGGACAUUCAGAGACAUAUCAUGUAACACAUGAGUCUCACGAGGAGUACAUUAAUCAAAAAGUCUAUCUUGUAGGUGGUGAAUCUGGUGAACAUGAAAUAGGAGCAGGCAAUCAUGACUAUUCAUUUCAAUUUAUGCUGCCACAUAAUAUACCAUCUUCUUUUGAAGGCUCCUAUGGACACAUUAGAUAUUCAUUACAGGUGGUGGUUGACCGUGCCUUUAAGCUUGAUCAGGAGUUAACUGAGACAAUAAGGGUGGUUGUGCCUAUUGAUUUGAAUAUUGAACCUUAUUGCAAAGAGCCAAUGCAAUUUGAGUUUCAAGACUCAUACUGUUGUUGUUGCAUGUCUUCGGGAUCAGCAGAAACUGUGGUGAAGCUACCAGUGUCAGGCUACUGCCCUGGGCAGAUCAUACCUGUAGAGGUAGCUAGUCAGAACUCUGGCUCUGUAGAGAUUGAUAAUAUUAAGCUGAUUAUUAAAAAGCAUAUAACAUUCCGUGCCACCACUAAUCCAGACGAAAAGCAUACGGAGGAUGUCAUAGCUGAGAUAAAAAAGGGCCCGGUGCCAGAAAACACAAGCAGAAACUGGAAUGUGGAGAUGGCUGUACCAGAUGUGGAUAUAUUGAAUGUGUCUGCCUGCCGUUACAUUGAUGUGGACUAUGAAUUUGUUGUCAAAGUGUGCCCUGGUGGAUGUCACAGUGACACAGAAGGUUCUAGACGAUUGGUGAUCGGUACUGUCCCACUGGUAGGAUACCAGGACAAUGUUCCCAAUCCUCAACAGGAUCAGAUGCCUAUGAUAACAGUUACCAAUGUUACUCAGGGCCUACCAUCUUACCCUAGCUCAACACCCUAUCCUAUCCCCAAUAAUCCAAUACCUGGAGGUAAUCCACAAUAUCCUGGAGCAAACCCACAAUAUCCUGUGGGAAAUUCAUACCCAACUUCUCAAACAUAUCCUGGGACUGUGCCUAAUUCGCCUUACCCCACUAAUCAACAAAAUACUGGAAUUAACUCUUCUUAUCCUGGGCCCAUUCUGUCUUCUCCAGGGGCAAUGUCAUCCAUCAAUAACACAUCCAAUCCUAGCAUGAAUCCUCCAUAUCCUAAUGUAACUCCAUAUCCAACUGAGCGGUCUCCAUUUUUAUCAAACACUCCUUUUGCACCUACAACUCCAGUUCACCCCCCCUAUCCUGUUCAAAGUUCCCCUUAUCCCAGUAAUAUGCAACACACAAGUCCCUAUCCAGUUAGUUCUACUCCGGAACAUCCUCCUUACCCGACUACAAAUACACCAAGUUCAUUCCCCAAUAAUCCAGCUUCUCCCUAUCCACCGCAAGCCAGUCCCAACAUGGGCACAGGAUUAAAAGCAGGAACAAUUGGAUUUAUAUCACCUUUGGCUUCUCAAGGGCCAGUAUCUCCGGCAGCACCCAACCCGUACCAGUCAGCUAGCGCCCCGCCAGAUUCACCUGAUAAGUAGAUAAAAUCAGUAACCGAAUUAUUUACUACUAUUUGUGUGCGAUAACUUACCGCUGCGUAAUUACUAUGCAAGAGAGAUUACGUGAAUAUUUCUAUGUAGCUUUUUACUUUUUAGAUAAGUUUAUAAUAAACUAUUAUUAUUGUGUAAGAAAUAACUGUAUCCAAACCUAAUCGAAAAAAAAAUUACAGAGACAAUUAAAUCCAAAAAACUAUAUACCUUUUAACCAGUUACGAAAAGUCUGAUUCCGCAAAUAUUUUAUUACAUGCCAUAGCAGUCAGUAAAUAUACUUCUUACCUACCAGAUAACAAUAACUCGUUAUACACUUAUUGAUUACGUAGUUGUAUCUGACUCAAUAAUUCAAGUUCGCUACUAUUUAUAAAAUAUUUUUAUACCCGAAAGGAUUAUUCUCGAAUGAUAUCGAAGAGUGUCACAAUAAAAUAAAGAACAAUCAAGUUGUUUACAAAACAGUACUUACUAUAAAAAUAUUGAGUAUAUUUUCAUAGUAUGUGGAAUUUAUUACGUAAAUGUAUUAUUAAAAUAUUCGUUAUUUAAUACAAAUUAAAACAGGGGAAUAUACAAUUUAAAAAAAGUCUCAAUUAAUAAAUUUUUGACAUUGUUAAAUGUCAAAUACACAAUAAAUAGUAUUAUCAUGUUUUUAUUACAGUAUAUUACAGAUGUUUAUCGUUUAUAACAUUUUUAAACUAUUUAUUCUUAGCUAUAGUGCUUUGAAGUCAGGUGCCAUUUAUGCGUAUUUUAAUAUUUUACUAGGUUACUUAUUCUCAUUGGAUUUUAUGCAUGUUUUUAUAAUGCCAGUAUAUUAAUGUUAUUAGGUCCAUAAGAUAGAUUGUAUACAUGUAUUUUAAAAAGCACAAAUAUAGUUACUCUAUAGAGAAUGUAUUUGUUGUAAACGGGUUAAAUAUUUUGGAGAAUAACUUUGAAACCCCAUGGACCAAGUCUCUCUAAAACACUGGUAAAAGUCACAAAUAGAUUCCGCUUUUCAACCGUUAAUGUACAGUAAACCCCUCACUUUUGUCCUUAUAACACGCACAUAUUAAUGUAAUAUAUGGAUUUUAUCAAAAAAAUACCUAUUUAUAUUGAUUGAUACAUGAAUUUUUGUAGGAACCACCGGUCUUUACGUGCCACGAAGUAUUUUUCUAUGUAGAUGAAUUAGUUAUAUGAACGUUAUAUAAGUGAAAUUGCUAGAAACUGUCAUAACCAUAAUGUUAACACCAGCAACAGACAUAAACUUAUAAUGCCUAUUACUCGGCAAGUUUUUUGUGGGGCAAUGUAUGUGCUUUUACAACAAGAUCCCAGACAAUGUUCAAAACAAAUGUAUUACGAAAUUCAAAGGAAUUGUUAAAAAACUUAAUGAUAUCACAGAUUGGGAUUGAAGCGACCCCCUGAGGCUUUAAAUUAUAAAUCAUUUGUGCGAUAAUAAUGUAACAAUUUUUUAUGAAAAAAAAAAGAAGCUCCCUGUGUUUGUUGCUUCCGUUCUUAUCAGGUCUGAGGCAUACUUUUUUGAAUGAAUAGUAGUUUUUGACUUUCAAUAAGUGAUAUCUAUUUUGACUAAAAAUAUUGAAUUUGAACUAUAUAAUAGUUAAAAUUUAUAGAUUCUUAUACUUACUUACUCUUUUCACUAAUAAACAUAAAGGAAAAUGACUGAUUAUCAACAUUUUGUACUUUAUUAUAUAAUUAUAUAUUUUUCAAUUUUAAUAUUUUUUUACAUUUUUGAACACUUACUUAAAUGAUGGUGCCAUUGAAAUAAAAUACAGAAGAAUUGUUAUUCAAUGUUUGUAAUAUGGAUUAAAAUAUUUAUACUAGUCCUAAGUACAUUUUGGUUCGGUAAUUAAUUGAAGACUAUUCUAAAUAAUUGUAAAGACUAGUCAAUGUACAAGUCACUGGCUGAUAAUUAUUACACACAGAUUAUAGUGUGUUGUGACUUAUAUUCACAAUAGUAUUGAGACAAUAGACUUAUACUAGCGUAUAGACUACAUGAUAAUGCGUGGCCAAUUUUGAUUUGUCAAUGUGUGUGUUAGCUAGUUGCAUAAUAUUCAAAAUACUCAGGAGCUGAUGUCAAGUGUAUCUGUCUCUUUACUUGUCAAUCAAUAGUUAUUUAUGCAACUGUUGUGUAAUAAGGGGUAUUAAAACACGAGUGUGGAUUUAUCUCACGAGGCCAAGCCGAGUGUGAUAAUAGUAUCACAUGAGUGUUUUAAUACCUAAUUAUCAACAGUUGCAUACAAGACUUUAUCUACACCCAUAAUAUGAAUCCUCUAUAAAAGAUACUGAAACUGUUAGCUAGUAGUAACCUAAUAUCAUCCAUUACUGAUUAUAUACAAAUAAACUAAGUAUUAAUGAAAGAAUUAUUUAUUUUAGUAGUAAUUUACAUUUUGUAUAGUGCAAUAAUUAAAAUUCACUUGAAUAUUAUGUUCUUUUGCAGCGUUUAAAAUGAAUCGCUCAUUUUUUGUAAACAAAACAAUAAAAAUAUCGAAGAAAAAUGGCGGGGAUUCGAAUAACCUACUUUUAUUUACGGCGCGCGGCGUUCUGGUAGUGUGGAACGCGCGUAAACGAAAAUGUUCUUUUUUUUUGAAAUUCAUACAGAGACCACGCAUCGAGCAAUAAGAAUGUGGUUGUCUGAUAAAAACUCUUUGAGCAUGAAGGGAUUGAAAAAAAAAUAGGAGUGUUGUUAUGAUAUUCAGUACAACAUUACAACACUCGUUUGGAUGAUGUAAUGGUUAUUAGAACAUUGGGUGUUUUAAUGUUGGCAAGAAGCUAACUCUUUCAGAAUCUUUAAUAGAGGAUUUAAAGCAUGGGUGUAGAUAAAUCAGUUACAGUUACAAUAGAUUGGCUAACCUAUGCUAUCUCGCAGAAUAUCUAUUUCUAUACAUAUUAUAUUGACAACUUUUUUGUGUUUGAAGUUAUCAUGUGAUAUUUGAAGUGAAACUUCUUUAGGCGCGGUGAACCGACACCAGGUUGAGUCAUAAACAAGUUAACAUCAAGGACGUGUAAAAGAAUAAAGACUCCGCGCCGUGUUAUCAACCUUUAUGCUAGUGUGUGUGCAGUUACGGGGGAUACCAGAUAACAGAAAUUAUGUCCCGUUAUUAGUCAUAGUAAUAUAUAGCCACAUUAUUUUUAACUCCGAUUUUUUUAUUUCUGUUAGAUUGUUUUCUUAAAUAAAAAGAUAUAUCGCUGGCAUAGUAUGAGUAAAUAAAUAAAUUACAUAAAAAAACAACAAAUAACACCUUGAAAGUAAGGAUUGGGGGUUUGAUUUCUGUGCCCAUGUCGUGUUUGUAGUAUCUUUGUUUUAACUGAUAUAAAAAUAACGUACAUAUUUUACGUAACAUUUCUUAUUUUAAUUCUUAAAUACAUUACAUAUACAAAAUUCAUUCUUAAAUUCGUUUGUUUGUCACUGACGUGGUUUCAAAUAAGUAAAUUUUUAGAAAACAAAUAACUAUGUGCUUUAUAUUAUGAUUUGGUUGUUAAUUAAAUACACAAGUGAUGGAAAUUUUGACAGAGUACCGGAUCCCCCACCAUUCCAGUAGCUCUGCAUUGCAUGCGAUUUAAUGUUUAGAACUGAUACUGGGAUGUACUAGUUCAAUGAUGAGAGCGAUACUCGUAUUAGUGUUCCACACUACUUUAAAAAAAUGUUGGUAAAGACAGACUUGUUAUCAUAAAUCAUUGCAUCUUAAAACACAUAAUGAUUUAUGUACUUAGAAUACCAUUUAAUGGAUUACCCUAUUUUUCGGGUAAAGUCCCCGCUUAUUUUCCGGUCACACCGGAUGUUAUUUUCACGCGUAGCGGAGGUUUUGUGUCCCAAAAAUCUAAUUAUUUUGGAUUAUGAUAAGACCAUAAAAUAGUGUGAUAAAAACUAAAUUCUAUAUGUGAAAGGUAAUUCCAGGCAGCAUUUUAAAAUAAUUUAUUGCGACAUAAACUGAUCCGUCACAGACGAUGGCGGAAGUCAUAAUGGCGGUUGAUCGGCUUACUUUAGUGUGUGUGCGUGGGGCUGUGGAUUUACACGUUAACUGGCUUGUUUUGAUGCUUCACAGUUAUGUUAGAGGUGACACGGAGUCCUUAUUUUUUACUCGUCCGUGGUUAACAUUAAUAUAUUAGCUAAAGCUAUGAGCUUGCAGCGUUCCUUUUGGUUAGCAAUCAAAUAAUUUAAUUAUUAAUUAUAAAGUAGUAGUUUAAUAUAAUAUGUAAACUAUUGUUUUUUUAGUGUUUUACAUUUCUAUCAGCGUGUCCCUAUGACAGUCCGUUUUUUUGUUAAAAGCUUUUUAAUAACUUGAAGGAAGGAUUUGAUUUAGUACUUCGUUUGAAAUAUAACUUUUUAACAAUUGUUCCACCAUAAGUGUGUAUCAACUGAGGUAUCUUUUUGUAUUAUUUCCACCAGAUCGGACAGCUGUUCUAGCCGUUUUAGGAAAUCUAUUGUGAUAAAUCCUUAUACUUUAACGAUAUAAUGAAUACUUAUUGCUUAAUAUUAUACCUAGUUGUAAUUUGAAAGUACCGUCAAACGGAUAAUUAUUUUAAGUACCCUGGGUAUGCAAACAUCAUCUAAUUUUGAGAUUUUUUUUUUGUUAUUUUAUUCCAUACUGUUAAUAUUUAAAUUAUAUUUGCUUCUUUUAUGUAUCCUUAUAAGUUUAAUUUGUUUAAUAUUAAUCUCACGGCUUUGCUUUUGUUGGUCAAAUGUAGCUCCUUAUGCCGGCUCCAUAUGCGCGACGUAAAAGCCCGGGAUAGCCGCGAACUGUGAGUAAAUUUUCACGGCUUUAUGUCUUGAAUAAAGUAUUUCAUUGGUUAGAUAGUUCACACAAUCCGAGGAGAGGUGUGUAGAGCCGGCUUAUUUUUAAAACCAACAUGCUGCUAAGUUUUACAUAAUUGAAUAAAAAUGUUAUUAGUAUUUUAUAAGGUUACCUAUUCAUAAUUUUAUAUUUUGCAUAAUAAAUGAUAUAAUUUU